Messenger RNA from Indicator indicator, 2143 nucleotides. It is a transcript of the gene RPH3A, whose product is annotated as rabphilin 3A. The record is from RefSeq and is a predicted model, not a curated record. Gene Ontology annotation, cellular component: membrane. Gene Ontology annotation, biological process: intracellular protein transport. The coding region runs from base 38 to 2143 and encodes 701 amino acids. Lineage: Eukaryota; Metazoa; Chordata; Aves; Piciformes; Indicatoridae. Gene Ontology annotation, molecular function: small GTPase binding. The transcript has 20 exons.
UUGGUGUGCCCAAACUCGGUCCCCUGGGCCGCCUGUGAUGACUGACACAGUAGUGGGUGGCAGCUCUGACCGGUGGAUGUGCCCUAGUGACAGAACCAUGUCUCUUCGAGCCAGCAGCGAGAAGGAGCAGGUCCCAGGUGGCUGGGCAGCACGGGGUGGCCAGCCUGACCGUCAGCGGAAGGGUGAGGAGCUGACAGAUGAAGAGAAGGAGAUCAUCAACAGAGUCAUCGCCCGUGCCGAGAAGAUGGAGGAGAUGGAGCAGGAGCGCAUCGGGCGACUGAUGACCCGGCUGGAGGACAUGCGCCGGAGCGUGCUGGGGGAUGGGGUGAACCGCUGCAUCCUCUGCGGGGAGCAGCUGGGCCCACGGGGCUCUGCCUGUGUUGUCUGUGAGGACUGCAAGAAGAAUGUCUGCACCAAGUGUGGGGUGCAGACCACCAACAACCGGCCCCACACUAUCUGGCUCUGCAAGAUCUGCAGUGAGCAGCGAGAGGUGUGGAAGCGCUCUGGUGCCUGGUUCUUCAAGGGUUUGCCCAAGCAGAUGCUGCCCCAGCCGAUGCCUGUCAGCAAGAACAAGGGACCCCAAGCCCCGAGUGAGCCCAGCCCAGCAGAGCCACCAGCCCAGGACCAAAAACUCCCCUCCCGUGCACCCGCCCGAGGCCAGGCAGACCCCAGGCCCCCAGCCGAGCAGGACUCUGAUGGCAGUGAUGUGACAGCCGGUGUCCGGGGCAGCUCCGCGGUGCCCGGUCGCAAGCCAGCGGAGGGCAGAGCAGAUCCAUGUGGCAGUGAGGUCACCGAGGGGGGCACUGAUAGCCGCGACUACGCUGCUGAGAGUGGGGUCAGCAGGAGCCCUGCUCUGAAGAGAACCAACUCUGUGCAAGGCUCGCGGCCACCCCCACCAGCUGCUGCCAGCCCUGCUCCUGCUGCUGCUGCUGGUCCAGCAGCAUCCCCAGCAGCUCCUGCAGCAGGAAGAGCAGGUCCUGGGGCAGCUGGCCGGUUCCCAGAGAGACAAGCGAGCCCACCGCUGGGACCCUCAGAGCCAGCCCGUGCCACCGCCAAGGAGGAGCGAGGAGGGGGCUACGCCAUGCCCCCUGCCAGAGAGGAGAGGCCAGCCCGGCAGCCCCCUGCCUUCCAGCAGCCCCCUGCUGUCCCACCGGCACCUGCUGCCCCAGUGCGGCAGCAGCCCCGCGAGGAGGAGGAGGAAGAUGCCAACAGCUACGACUCUGAUGAAGGCACCACGCUGGGAGCACUGGAGUUCAGCCUGCUCUACGACCAGGAGAACAGCUCCCUGCACUGCACCCUCAUCAAGGCCAAAGGCUUAAAACCAAUGGACUCAAAUGGCCUGGCAGAUCCCUAUGUCAAGCUGCACCUCUUGCCUGGAGCCAGCAAGUCAAACAAGCUGAGGACGAAGACGCUGCGCAACACUCGCAACCCCGUGUGGAACGAGACCCUGGUGUACCAUGGCAUCACGGAUGAGGACAUGCAGAGGAAAACCCUCAGGAUCUCUGUGUGUGAUGAAGACAAAUUUGGCCACAAUGAGUUUAUUGGAGAAACUAGAGUGUCCUUGAAAAAAAUCAAAGCCAACCAGAAAAAGAAUUUCAACAUCUGCUUGGAGAGAGUAAUACCAAUGAAGCGCACUGGAACAAGCGGCACAUCCCGUGGGAUGGCACUGUAUGAAGAGGAGGUAGAUCGUGGUGGGGAUGUGGAGGAGCGUGGGAAGAUCCUGGUGUCCCUCAUGUACAGCACCCAGCAGGGAGGCCUGAUCGUGGGCAUCGUGCGCUGCGUGCACUUGGCAGCCAUGGAUGCCAACGGCUACUCCGACCCCUUCGUCAAGCUCUGGCUGAAACCUGACAUGGGAAAAAAGGCCAAGCACAAGACACAGAUUAAGAAGAAAACCUUGAAUCCUGAGUUUAACGAGGAGUUCUUCUAUGAUAUAAAACACAACGACCUGGCCAAGAAGUCACUGGACAUUUCUGUCUGGGAUUAUGACAUCGGAAAAUCCAAUGAUUACAUCGGCGGCUGUCAGCUGGGCAUCACGGCUAAGGGGGAGCGCUUGAAACACUGGUACGAGUGCCUGAAGAACAAGGACAAGAAGAUUGAGCGCUGGCACACCCUCCAGAACGAGAACCACGUUGCCAGUGAUUAA